GGAGGCAGGAGCCGGCGCGAGGGAGGGGAGCACGGCGAUCGCGCGAGCAAGCGGCGGGCAGCGGCGAGGUGUCCUGCACGCCCGGUCCCCGCGCCCGCCCCUCUGCGCACCUACAGCCCCAGCCGCACAUGAGCGCGGCGCCUCAGGGUCCCCGUCGGCCCGAGCUGCCCGAGCGCUCGCCUUCGCCCAGGCGCCGGACAUGAGCCCCGCCGACACCUGAGGCGCAGGGGGCGCUGCUCGGAAGGACCGCGCCCCCGGCUUCCCCGGGUCUCUGCACUGCGGGGCGCCACCCCGGACCCCGGCGGCGGAGGCUUUCGCGGAGCACAGCAGCGCCCGGGAGGCAUGGAGCCCGAGGGCCAGGCCCGGGCCGCUGCGGCCAAGCUGUCGGAAGCGGUGGGCGCAGCGCUGCAGGAGCCCCGGCGACAGAGGCGCCUGGUGCUGGUCAUCGUGUGCGUGGCUCUGCUGCUGGACAAUAUGCUGUACAUGGUCAUCGUGCCCAUCGUGCCUGACUACAUUGCCCACAUGCGCGGGGGCGGCGGUGGCGGCGACAGCGCCACCCUGGCCACUGAAAGCUGGACGCCCACCCCGCCGCCGCCCACGGCCACGGCCCCCAACGCCUCCUCCGUGGCCAACGCCUCGGCGCCCCCGACGGCUGCGGGCCCGUCCUGGUUGACCCUGAGGCCCCGCUACCCCACGGAGAGCGAGGACGUGAAGAUCGGGGUGUUGUUCGCCUCCAAGGCCAUCCUGCAGCUGCUGGUGAACCCCCUGAGCGGGCCCUUCAUCGACCGCAUGAGCUACGACGUGCCGCUGCUCAUCGGGCUGGGCGUCAUGUUCGCCUCCACGGCGCUGUUCGCCUUCGCCGAGGACUACGCCACGCUCUUCGCCGCGCGCAGCCUGCAGGGCCUGGGCUCGGCCUUCGCCGACACGUCCGGCAUCGCCAUGAUCGCCGACAAGUACCCAGAGGAGCCGGAGCGCAGCCGCGCCCUGGGCCUGGCCCUGGCCUUCAUCAGCUUCGGGAGCCUGGUGGCGCCGCCGUUCGGGGGCAUCCUUUAUCAGUUUGCCGGCAAGCGCGUGCCCUUCCUGGUGCUGGCGGCCGUGUCGCUGCUCGACGCGCUCUUGCUGUUGGUGGUGGCCAAGCCCUUCUCGGCCGCGGCUAGGGCGCGGGCCAACCUGCCGGUGGGCACGCCCAUCCACCGCCUCAUGCUGGACCCCUACAUCGCGGUGGCGGCGGGCGCGCUCACCACCUGCAACGUCCCCCUGGCCUUCCUGGAGCCCACCAUCGCCACGUGGAUGAAGCACACGCUGGCUGCGUCCGAGUGGGAGAUGGGCAUGGUCUGGCUGCCGGCCUUCGUGCCGCACGUGCUGGGCGUCUACCUCACCGUGCGCCUGGCGGCCCGCUACCCGCACCUGCAGUGGCUCUACGGCGCGCUGGGGCUGGCGGUGAUCGGCGUCAGCUCCUGUCUGGUGUCCGCCUGCCGCUCCUUCGCGCCGCUCGUGGUCUCCCUCUGCGGCCUCUGCUUCGGCAUCGCGCUGGUGGACACGGCGCUACUGCCCACGCUGGCCUUCCUGGUGGACGUGCGCCACGUCUCGGUCUACGGCAGCGUCUACGCCAUCGCCGACAUCUCCUACUCGGUGGCGUAUGCGCUCGGGCCCAUCGUGGCCGGCCACAUCGUGCACUCCCUGGGCUUCGAGCAGCUCAGCCUGGGUAUGGGCCUGGCCAACCUGCUCUACGCGCCGGUCCUGCUAGUCCUGCGCAACGUGGGCCUCCUGACGCGCUCCCGCUCCGAGCGCGACGUGCUGCUGGACGAGCCCCCCCAGGGCCUGUACGACGCGGUGCGCCUGCGGGAGCGCACCGCGCCGGGCGAGGACGGCGAGCCUAGCAGCCCUCCCGGCCCCUUUGAUGGGUGCGAGGAUGACUACACCUACUACCACACCCGCAGCUAGCACCCGCCCCUCCUCCAGGCCGCCCGCCCUUCCCCCUGGAGUCCGGGGGGCUGCACUGCUAGCGCCAACUCAGGCUCAGGGCCCCUCCCGCGAGCACCCCAGCCCCUCCUCUGUCCAGUGUUCACUCGCCCGCCCGGGGGCCCUCUCCGGGCCCGCUCCCUAGUUCUCUUUCUCGACCUUGGGUCAAGUAGAGCCUUGGAGACCCCGAAGCCACUGUGCCCUGCGCAGAGGGAAAGCGCUGUGUGGGCCAAUCAAUAAGCUGCCCGGCGCAGAGCCGCGCGUCUGUCUGUCCUCCCCUGCGUUCCUCCCAGUGCCAAACUCGUCCUGUCGCACCGCGGUGCCUCGGGCCGAAUUAAUAAACUGUGUCUGUCGGA
Molecule: messenger RNA, 2318 nt
Organism: Cavia porcellus (domestic guinea pig)
Lineage: Eukaryota; Metazoa; Chordata; Mammalia; Rodentia; Caviidae
Gene: Slc18a3
Product: solute carrier family 18 member A3
Exons: 1
Coding region: 343-1944 (533 amino acids)
Biological process (GO): transmembrane transport; chemical synaptic transmission
Cellular component (GO): terminal bouton; AP-2 adaptor complex; AP-1 adaptor complex
Molecular function (GO): acetylcholine transmembrane transporter activity
Source: RefSeq, a predicted model, not a curated record